AAUCAAAUCCGCGGUUAGUACCGACUAUUUGACCUCACACUUACUCUGCUUUUUUCACGCACUCCAGAGUCAUGCAGAUUUUCGUGAAGACUCUCACUGGGAAAACGAUAACUCUUGAUGUGGAAUCUUCGGAUACCAUAGAAAAUGUUAAGGCAAAGAUUCAGGACAAGGAGGGCAUUCCUCCAGACCAGCAACGUUUGAUUUUUGCGGGGAAGCAGCUGGAGGAUGGCCGUACUCUCUCCGAUUACAACAUACAAAAGGAAUCCACUCUUCAUCUCGUCCUUCGGUUACGUGGUGGCAUUAUAGAGCCAACAUUACGGCUGUUGGCCCAAAAGUACAAUUGUGACAAGAUGAUUUGCCGGAAGUGUUACGCCCGGUUACAUCCCAAGGCUACCAACUGCCGUAAGCGCAAAUGUGGACACACCAGCAACCUCCGUCCAAAGAAAAAGCUAAAGUAGUGUUUUACAUGAUUAAUAAAGUCUCUGGUAUCG
This is a messenger RNA of Dicrocoelium dendriticum, 491 nucleotides long. The record is from the annotation of a GenBank genome assembly. Lineage: Eukaryota; Metazoa; Platyhelminthes; Trematoda; Plagiorchiida; Dicrocoeliidae.